CUCAUAUUAUAUAUAUAUUGGACUAUAGUACUUAAGUUAUGCUUCACUCUCACUCUCUCUUUCUUCAUAAAACACACAUUUACAUUUACUCAUGGAAUCACGUUGCUUGAUAUCAUAUAUUCUCACUGUUCUUCUAGCACUGUCAUUGAGCUUGUCCCAAAGCCUGGUGUUGGCUAAAACAAGCCCAUGUAAAUUUCCGGCUAUAUUUAACUUUGGCGACUCAAACUCCGACACCGGUGGCUUAUCCGCCGUGUUCGGACAAGCCCGUCCACCUCACGGCGAGUCAUACUUCCGCAGGCCUGUUGGCCGCUACUGCGAUGGCCGUCUUAUCGUUGAUUUCAUAGCUGAAAGCUUUGGAUUGCAAUAUCUGAGUGCCUACCUUGACUCAGUCGGAAGCAACUUCACACAUGGGGCUAACUUCGCGACCGCAGGAUCAACCAUCAGACCCCAAAACACCACUCUUCGUCAGAGUGGUUUCAGUCCCAUCUCCUUAGAUGUUCAGUGGAAUGAGUUCUACGAUUUUCACAACAGAUCGCAAACUACUCGCCAAAAAGGUGGUGUUUUCAGAAGCCUUUUGCCAAAGGCAGAAGAUUUCUCGAGCGCUUUGUACACAUUCGACAUUGGCCAGAAUGAUUUAACAGCAGGUUACUUCUUGAACAUGACAACAAGUGAAGUUAGAGCAUACAUCCCUGAUGUACUAAAUCAGUUCAAGAAUGUAGUCAAGUACAUAUAUGGUCAAGGAGGCAGAUACUUUUGGAUACACAACACUGGUCCCUUUGGUUGUCUACCAUACGUCUUGGACCGCUUGCCACUCACACCCGCGCAGAUAGACAAAGCAGGAUGUGCUAUACCUUUCAAUGAAGUUGCUCGAUUUUUUAACUAUGGCUUAAAGGAAGUUGUGGUCCAGUUGAGAAAGGAGUUACCAUUGGCUGCAAUCACCUAUGUUGAUGUUUACUCUGCAAAGUACGCUAUCAUUAGCCAGCCAAAAAAGCAUGGGUUUAAGGAAACAUUGAGGGCGUGUUGCGGUCACGGUGGGAAGUACAACUACAACAGGAACAUUGGGUGUGGAGGGAAGAUUAAAGUGCACGGGAAAGAGAUCUUAAUUGGGAAGCCAUGUAAUGAUCCAUCGGUUUGGGUGAAUUGGGAUGGAGUACAUUACAGUCAGGCAGCUAACAAAGCCAUUUUUGAUCAGAUUGUGGGCGGUUCGUUGUCCGACCCGCCAAUUCCAUUGGAAAUGGCCUGCCAUAGAACAAAAGCACAUUCAUGAUCUAGCCUCAUAUAGUACUUAGUUUGGCUGAUGUUUUUGCUUCUUCCAAUUCAAUGUCAUAAACGCUGACUUCUUUCUAUGUUGGAGCCUAGUAAAACAAUGUGAUGACUUGUGACUUCAUAUUGUCCAAAUUGCAAGACUUAGACACAAAGGAGCUUUGAA
Molecule: messenger RNA, 1429 nt
Organism: Morus notabilis
Lineage: Eukaryota; Viridiplantae; Streptophyta; Magnoliopsida; Rosales; Moraceae
Product: alpha-L-fucosidase 3-like
Exons: 5
Coding region: 92-1267 (391 amino acids)
Molecular function (GO): hydrolase activity, acting on ester bonds
Source: RefSeq, a predicted model, not a curated record